Naumovozyma dairenensis CBS 421 is the source of this 852-nucleotide messenger RNA. RefSeq names its product proteasome regulatory particle base subunit RPN10 (gene RPN10). Gene Ontology annotation, cellular component: proteasome regulatory particle, base subcomplex; nucleus; cytosol. Gene Ontology annotation, biological process: proteasome-mediated ubiquitin-dependent protein catabolic process. Gene Ontology annotation, molecular function: polyubiquitin modification-dependent protein binding. The record is from RefSeq and is a predicted model, not a curated record. Lineage: Eukaryota; Fungi; Ascomycota; Saccharomycetes; Saccharomycetales; Saccharomycetaceae. The coding region runs from base 1 to 852 and encodes 283 amino acids. The transcript has a single exon.
AUGGUUCUCGAGGCAACGGUAUUGAUAGUAGAUAAUUCCGAAUAUUCUAGAAACGGAGAUUAUCCAAGGACAAGAUUUGAAGCUCAAAUUGACGCAGUAGAAUUCAUAUUCCAAGCCAAGAGAAAUAGUAAUCCUGAAAAUACGUUAGCUCUCUUGUCUUCAGCAGGCUCCAAUCCCACCGUAUUAUCCACGUUCACUUCAGAAUUCGGGAAAAUAUUAUCAGGUUUGCAUGAUACGUCUAUCGGUGGAUCCAUUCAAUUCACAACUGCAAUUCAAAUUGCUGCAUUGACUUUGAAACACCGUCAGAAUCAAAUCCAACAUCAAAGAAUUGUAAUGUUCGUUUGUAGCCCCAUCACGGAGCCUAAGGAUGAAUUAAUUAAAUUAGCCAAGAAAUUAAAGAAAAAUAAGAUCGCCAUUGAUAUAAUCAAUUUUGGUGAAAUUGAUACCAAUAAUGAAUUGUUAAUGGAAUUUAUUAGUGUGGCAAAUAAUGUUUCUGAUGAAAGUAGUAAUUUGGUCACUAUUGCACCUUCCAAUUCAAGAUUAUUAUACGAGUCUAUAGCGUCCUCUGCAGUCAUAUUGGAAAGUGGUGUUACGGGCAAUGAUUUAAUGAUGGGUGCUGGCGGCGCAGGUGGUAUGGAUGGUGGGUUCAUGGAUUUCGGUGUUGAUCCCUCCAUGGAUCCAGAAUUAGCUAUGGCGUUACGUCUUUCCAUGGAAGAGGAACAACAAAGACAAGAAAGAGUAAGACAACAGGAGCAACAACAACAACAGCAGCAGCAGCAGCAGCAGCAGCAACAGCAAGAACAGCAAUCCUCCGAAGAUCAACCUUCAAACCAAGAAGAACAACCAAAAUAA